Messenger RNA from Cotesia glomerata, 620 nucleotides. RefSeq names its product actin-related protein 2/3 complex subunit 5-A (gene Arpc5). Lineage: Eukaryota; Metazoa; Arthropoda; Insecta; Hymenoptera; Braconidae. Gene Ontology annotation, biological process: cell migration; Arp2/3 complex-mediated actin nucleation; regulation of actin filament polymerization. Gene Ontology annotation, molecular function: actin filament binding. Gene Ontology annotation, cellular component: cytoplasm; actin cytoskeleton; Arp2/3 protein complex. The coding region runs from base 118 to 591 and encodes 157 amino acids. The record is from RefSeq and is a predicted model, not a curated record. The transcript has 3 exons.
AACAGUAUUUAAGUGUUAUCUAGGCGUAUGCAUUGAUAUGGUUAGUUUGUGAGUAAUAAUAUUGUUAAAUAAGGAUUGGAGUGUGAAAAUCCAAAGGAAAUAGUUAAAUUAUUAAAAAUGUCUCGUAUAGAAGACAAGAAAGACACAAUGGGAACGGGAUUUCGCAAAAUAGAUAUCGACGAAUUCAACGAAAAUAAUUUUAAAGAAGAAGAGGCUGAUGCUAGUUUGACAGGAACAACUGGUCCUGAUGAAAACGAAAUAUCUAAUUUACUUAGCCAAGGAAAACAUGCUGAAGCUUUGAUAUCGGCGUUAAAAGCCGCACCACUAGAGUCUAAAAAUCAACAAGUUAAGGAUAACGCAAGAAAUGUAACACAAAAAAUAUUAUUAAGUAUAAAAUCAAAUCAAAUGGACGACGUUAUUGCUCAAUUGGAUAGAGAACUUAUGGAUGUUUUGAUGAAAUACAUUUAUCGUGGUUUUGAAAUACCAUCUAAAGACAGCAGUUCACAUUUAUUAUUGUGGCAUGAAAAAGUUUACAGUAUCAGUGGUAUUGGAAGUAUUGUUCGAGUGUUUACUGACAGCAAAAGAGUUUAAUAUUAAAAAUAAAGACAAAUUAAAAAAUA